Messenger RNA from Rubroshorea leprosula, 1655 nucleotides. NCBI's taxonomy places the organism in Eukaryota, Viridiplantae, Streptophyta, Magnoliopsida, Malvales, Dipterocarpaceae. The record is from the annotation of a GenBank genome assembly.
UGCCGUUGGAUUCUGGAUGAUAAACGGAGGUGAACUGUAAUUUGAUCCCAUAACUGGAGCAUAAAUCUCGAAAAGAGGAGCAGUUGAAUUGAGUUCCAUUAUCAGCCACAAUCUGGUUUGGGAUCCCAUAUCUGCAGAUGAUCGAGCUGAAAACAAAAUCUUCGACCUUCUUGGGGGUAAGACUAGAUAAAGGCCGAGCUUCAACCCAUUUUGUGAAAUAAUCCACACCAACAACCAGAUGGGUUACGCCACCAACCCCUUUCACGAAUGGACCCAAAAGAUCUAGUCCCCAUUGUGCAAAUGGCCAUGGUGCUACCAAGCUUGCGAGUUCUUCUGUAGGUUGAUGAGUUAGAUGUGCAAAGAAUUGGCACUUCGGACAUUUCUGAACAAAGUGGCAUCUUUGUACAUGUUCGGCCAGUAGUAUCCUUGUCUUAAGACUUUGUGAGCCAGAGUUCUAGCACCGACAUGGCUCCCACAGACACCCUCAUGCACCUCUCGAAGCGCGUAUUCAGCUUCAUAGGGACUUAAACACUGUAGGAGAGGAAGUGAGAAAGAUCUCUUAUACAGGACUCCAUCAACAAGUGUAUACCGAGAUGCUUUCUUCCUCAAUUUCAUUGCCUCCUGUCUGUCCUCAAGCACUAUCCCGUCUCGUAAGGAGACAAUUGAAUCAGUCCAGCUUGGCGUGUCAGGAUUUGUGCUAAUCUCCAUCACUCGAGGCUUUGUGAAGCUUGGUUCAUCUAAAACUUCUACAAAAACAGAUCUGGAGCUUAAAGAGCUAUCAGAGGCAAACUUGGAGAGUGAAUCUGCCUGUUCAUUCUCAGCCCGGGGGAUUUUACUCAGAUAGAAUUUCUGAAAUUUGCACUUCAGCUCGGCCACUAAGGCUACAUACUUUACCAUCACAGGAUCAACGACUUCGCAAAUAGAGUUGAACUGUUACUACCAGUUGGGAGUCACUGUACACUUGAAUUGCGCUGAUCUUCAACUCUAAUGCUAGUUGUAGGCCGAGUAGCAGAGUUUUAUACUCAGCCAUAUUAUUUGUCGCAUCAAAGUUGAACUUCAAAGCAUGUUCGCUUCGAUAACCGUCUGGACCAAUCAAGAGAGCUCAAGCCCCUGAACCUUUGCUACUAGAUGCCCCGUCAACAUAUAAGGCCCAUUCAUUGGGUUCUGGAGUAGAGGUUGAGGGACAUGGGGUGCAUUCAACAACGAAAUCUGCUAAUGCUUGAGCUCGGAUGGCCGACCUCUGCUGAAACGUGAUCUCAAACUCCCCCAGUUCUACUACCCACUUGAUUAACCUUCCAGAGCACUCUGAUUUCUGCAGAAUCUGCUGGAGGGGUUGAUCUGUGAGGACGAUGAUUGGGUGUGACUGGAAAUAUGGUCUCAACUUCCUGGCCGAAGUGACAACUGCUAGUGUUGCUUUCUCAGCUAUAGGAUACCUUAGCUCUACUCCGUGCAGCACACUGCUGAUGUAAUAAAUUGGUUUCUGCUGUCUAGCUUCUUCUCUCACCAGAACUGAACUAAUAGCCUCAUCUGAAAUUCCCAGGUACAAGUAAAGAAGUUCGCCAUCUACAGCCUUAGUCAACAGAGGCGGCGAGCUAAGAUAAGACUUCAGCUCUUCAAAUGCAGCUUAGCAUUCCUGAGUCCAUUCAAAUUUCUUC